Messenger RNA from Puccinia graminis f. sp. tritici CRL 75-36-700-3, 348 nucleotides. RefSeq lists its product as uncharacterized. The transcript is spliced from 2 exons. The coding region runs from base 1 to 348 and encodes 115 amino acids. The record is from RefSeq and is a predicted model, not a curated record. NCBI's taxonomy places the organism in Eukaryota, Fungi, Basidiomycota, Pucciniomycetes, Pucciniales, Pucciniaceae.
AUGCCUUUCUACGCCUGUGGGUUGCUCCGAGGGCUGCCUACUGGCGGCCCUCCAAAGCAACCCGAAGGCCUUUUUUCGGCCCGCCCAGGCAAAACCGCCCGGCCCAAGAUUCCAAACAGGAUCAGGCCGGAGAGGACCUCCAUAACACAGACGGAACCCGAAAAGCCCCCGCGCCCAGGAGGACUUGGAAAAGGCGCGCCUUGGCGCCCUCAGCUCAAAGGUGGUGCCGCCAACCCUAAUGUCGGACCUCCAAUCUCUUCCAAUCCAAGCAAGACCCCAUCAAGAUUUUUCAUCCUCAUCCUCAUCAUCAACUUCAUCAAAGCUCAAUCUGAUCUUCAUCUCAAUUAA